GUUCGCACGCGUACUAUACUCGUCGCUCCAGUUUAUCUCGACGAGGGUUCGGCGUGCGCGCGCGCGCGCGCGUUCUCCGUUCUUUCUCGUUUCUCCCGUUUUGCUUUUUGACUUGGGAAACAGUGGUUUCUGGUUCUCAUUUUUUUUUUCUUAUCUCGAGUCACGAAUCGUGUUCCUCGUUCUCUGCGUGAAUAUGGAUACGAAUCAGGCGCCUCUUUCCCCACCGGCCUCGCCCCAGUUGAAACAUAUGGAACCACUACAAUUAUCGUUCAGCGUUGCGGCUCUGUUAGGGGAGAAGCUUUCGGAUCAGUCGACAAGAUCCAAACGGAAAGAUGAAGAGAACGCGGGUUCCCAUCCCGUUCUACCGCCUACCCCUCAGCCCUCCGACUCGGAGGAAGAUGAGCCACCCCGAAAGCGGCGGUGCGUCGAGCAAUGCGAGCUGGCAAAGCUGCUGCUAGACGGUACGCCUCCGCCAAGCCCAGAGCCAGCCCGGGUUUCGGUAAUAAUGCGCGCCAAUCGGGACGGUACCUGCAGCCCGGCUAAUCUCGCUGGUUGCCCCGCGACCUGCGGCCGAUUGGUACCACGUGAUUCGCCCGCGCGACAGUCGACCAGUUCGCAGGCGAACGUGCGAGCGAACGUAACGAGACCGGUGGAGAACGUGCUGCGCAGCCUGAAGUUCAAGAUGAGCUUGCGCAAGGAAGAAAUCAUCGUGAACAGCAAGAAUACCGAUCGCGAAAGCUGUCAGCAGCAACAGCAACAAUAUCAACCUCAACAGCAGCAACAAUUACCGAAAUUGCAACCCCUGGCGCCCAAACCCACUCCCAUUGUGGUAGCUGGCUUGUUGGGUUCACCUUUGGUCCUCCCACGGACGCCCCUUCUGUUAGUCGCAAGCGCAGCACCGACUAUCACCACUGCCACGACCACGACGACGAGUACAGGUGUUGCGGAGACACGGCGCCGCGUUUACGAGUGCGAGUACCCGGGCUGUGGCAAGAACUACUUCAAGUCGUCACACCUGAAGGCCCAUACCCGCACCCAUACCGGCGAGCGACCGUUUCCGUGCCCGUACGAGGAUUGCAACCGUCGUUUCUCACGCAGCGACGAACUGUCGCGGCACAAGCGCACGCAUACCGGCGAGAAGAAGUUCGCCUGUGCCGUCUGCCAGAGGCGAUUCAUGAGGAGCGAUCACCUGGCGAAGCACGUGAAACGUCACGCCAGGGACAAGUCCUCCACGUCAUCUUCCUCGAACGGUCAGAUCGUCGCAUCCCAGAUGGCCCCGACGCCGCUGAGGGUGAGUUUGCUGCCGGUGUUGGCGCCACGACUGACGCGACCCGUUCAACAGCUGGUACCUCCUCAGCUGGCGGCUUGAAGAACGCACUCGCGACUUUCGAAAUCGCUUGAGAGUCGUACUUUGUCAAUCACGUGUGUGCCUUAGACUUCAGAGUCGAAUUGGAUCGCUUCUGGCAUUUGAAGAUGAAGAACAGUAUGAAAAGAAAACUAGACUGAUCUAAUUAAUUGAGGCAAUGUUAAAAACGAAAAUUAAAGCAUCCAACAUUU
Mycetomoellerius zeteki is the source of this 1557-nucleotide messenger RNA. Its product is annotated as Krueppel-like factor 13. NCBI's taxonomy places the organism in Eukaryota, Metazoa, Arthropoda, Insecta, Hymenoptera, Formicidae. Bases 194 to 1369 code for a protein of 391 amino acids. The record is from RefSeq and is a predicted model, not a curated record. Gene Ontology annotation, biological process: regulation of transcription by RNA polymerase II. The transcript is spliced from 3 exons. Gene Ontology annotation, molecular function: RNA polymerase II cis-regulatory region sequence-specific DNA binding; DNA-binding transcription factor activity, RNA polymerase II-specific.